Papaver somniferum (opium poppy) is the source of this 1388-nucleotide messenger RNA. Its product is annotated as probable fructokinase-5. NCBI's taxonomy places the organism in Eukaryota, Viridiplantae, Streptophyta, Magnoliopsida, Ranunculales, Papaveraceae. The coding region runs from base 130 to 1089 and encodes 319 amino acids. Gene Ontology annotation, molecular function: fructokinase activity. Gene Ontology annotation, cellular component: cytosol. The record is from RefSeq and is a predicted model, not a curated record. Gene Ontology annotation, biological process: fructose metabolic process. The transcript has 5 exons.
ACUUUCUCUUUUUUUAUCUAUCUCCCUCUACACUUUAAAUCCUCUCAGAAUCACAAGUUUCCUCAUAAGUUUUCUUGCAAAAAAAGUUCAAAGAAAGUAAAUUAACAAGAAGAAGAUAUCAUCAUCAUCAUGGCAGAUAUUGUAUGUUUCGGAGAAAUGUUGAUUGAUUUUGUACCAGAUGUUUCUGGUGUAUCACUUGCCGAAUCAACUGGUUUUCUUAAAGCCCCCGGUGGUGCUCCUGCUAAUGUCGCUUGUGCCAUCACUAAACUUGGCGGUACUUCUGCUUUCAUUGGCAAGUUUGGAGAUGAUGAAUUUGGACAUAUGCUGGUUAACAUAUUGAAGAAAAAUGGAGUGAACAGUGAAGGUGUUUGUUUCGAUAAGGAUGCAAGAACAGCACUUGCAUUUGUCACAUUGAGAAAAGAUGGAGAGAGGGAGUUCAUGUUCUAUAGAAACCCCAGUGCUGACAUGUUGCUUAAAGAAUCUGAGCUCAACAUGGGUCUCAUCAAAAAAGCCAAGAUUUUUCACUACGGUUCUAUUAGUUUGAUUACUGAACCUUGUCGAUCGGCUCACAUUGCUGCCGUAAAAGCUGCCAAAGAAGCUGGUGUCCUGCUAUCUUAUGAUCCUAACCUUAGGAUCCCUCUUUGGCCAUCUCCUGAAGCUGCUCGUGAAGGCAUCAAGAGCAUCUGGAAUACAGCCGACUUCAUCAAGGUAAGUGAUGAUGAGGUAGAGUUUAUCACACAAGGACCAUCAGAUGAAAAGAACUGUUUAUCACUCUGGUAUGAAGGUUUGAAGUUGCUCGUCGUCACUGAUGGAGACAAGGGUUGCAGAUACUUCACUAAGAACUUCAAGGGGUCUGUAAAAGGAUUCGCAGUGAAUACAGUAGAUACUACAGGUGCUGGUGAUGCUUUUGUUGGCUCACUUCUUUGCUCACUAGCUAAAGAUCCAUCUCUUUACGAGGACGAAGGCAAAUUGAAAGAGACACUCACACUUGCAAAUGCUUGCGGAGCAAUCUGUACAACUCAGAAAGGAGCAAUCCCAGCACUCCCAGACAUUGCUGCUGCUCAAAAACUUAUCUCAGGCUCCAAAUGAGAAGGCUACAGGUCCGAAUGAGAAGAAGAAAUCAAAUAAGUGUACUCUUUUUUCUUUUCUUUUUUUUUUUUUGAUUCCUCCGCGGAUUACUACCUUACAGAAUUUCUGCCUGAAAUCCCUAUAAAUUUUGUCCUAGUAUUAAAUACUACUGGUGAAGCUUGUAUGACUUCCUUGUACCAUUCUAGGGCCUCCCCUUAGUUUGGAGAUUUUGUAACCGGUUGGCAAUUUUCAGUACUGUAUUCUUUCUUAUUAAUAUUCAGCAGUCUUUAGUCUACUGAGACUCUGACAGUUCUCAUGAA